UGCUAUUGUUCAGAUUAACUUACCUUCUCUUUGUUUGCUUAAUUUACACAUGAUUUUCGUUUUGCACAGUGAAGUAGGCGAAGAAAAUUCAAGGCUUCAAUGUGGUCAGUUUGAGACUUGUAGUUGCUGUUGUAUAAAGGUCAAAGAAGAUAGAAGGCUUUCUAGUUCUAUGUGUCUAUUUUAGCCGUAACGAGGUCUAAAUCUAAUGCCGACAUUAUUUUUUUUAUCUGCGGUCUAUUUUUCUGUAACGUUGGCCUACCAAUAAAACGUAAUAAAAAGUUGAAGUCUGGUUGGUAAGUGCAUGUGGGUCCAUUCUUAUCCUUAUCCAGGAUUGGAAUAUGGAACCCUCAAUAUCAAUGGACAUGAGAGUAUGAUCCAUGUUACAAAACUGCACACUGGUCUCGAAAAUGAACCAAACAAAACAAAAAUGGCCACCAUAUCUCCCCUACCAACUCUCUCCGCCUCCGCCUCCAACAAACCAUCUGUUCAUGGUCGCACCACGUCGCCCUCACCUACACUUCAAUUUCUGAACCAGAACCAGAAGAAGCGGGGAUCUCUGACUGUGGUCUCCGCCGUGGGUGAUGUAUCCUCCGAAGGCACAACUUACCUGAUCGCCGGCGCAGCUGCCGUCGCACUGCUGGGAACAGCAUUCCCGAUACUUUUCUCACGCAAGGACACGUGCCCUGAGUGCGAUGGCGCAGGGUUCGUCAGGAAAUCGGGUGUGACGUUGAGGGCAAAUGCAGCCAGGAAAGACCAGACUCAGAUCGUUUGUGCUCGUUGCGAUGGUUUAGGCAAACUCAAUCAAGUUGAUAAGUAGGCUGCUUAUUGUCUUUUGCUUCUUUGAAUCUAUGGUUUUUGAUUCUGGCAUAAAUGUUCUUUGUUAACUCACAGUCUAAUUGAUUAUAUAUAUAAAAUGGUUUCCAAGUGUUCAUGUAAAUUAAGUCAGUUAAAUCAUGUAAAUUGUGAUUUGUGUAACAAACUUGUUCUUGAAGAUCAAAUGGUAAUUACAAUGUGGAUAAUAUUGAUAAGCAUCAAUGGUUUUUCUAUAGAAUAAGGGUAAGAAAAGAUGGGAUAAUACCGAUAAGCAUGUCGAUUCGUUAGAAUUCAUGGGAUUCAACUCGUAUUGAAAUUCACUAACAUUUUAUUACGGCUUUUGGUUACAAAUUAGCGUAGAAUUGAAUUCCAUUAAAAAUCCAAUUAAGGAAGGAAUUUAACUUCCCUUCCAUAAAGUUGUGAAAUCUAAUUCAAAUCCGCUC
Messenger RNA from Lactuca saligna, 1256 nucleotides. Lineage: Eukaryota; Viridiplantae; Streptophyta; Magnoliopsida; Asterales; Asteraceae. The record is from the annotation of a GenBank genome assembly.